Molecule: messenger RNA, 2071 nt
Organism: Durusdinium trenchii
Lineage: Eukaryota; Dinophyceae; Suessiales; Symbiodiniaceae
Source: the annotation of a GenBank genome assembly
GGAUGCCUCUUCCCCUUUUGUGUACCACCUGGCGGUGCAUUGCCCCCAGAUCUCCGGUAGCGCGUGGCAGUUGGUGAAGUUGCCGAAAACGGCCAAACUUCAAGACCUGCAGCAAGCCGCCUGCGCGGCCUUUGGGGAAGCUGAUUCUUCAGAGUUCAUGUUCUACCCUGUGGAGCGGAAGACCAGGGAUGGAGCCUGUGUGAAGCUUGGGGAACAGAUCAGGGAAAUUGGAAGCCUGGAUUUGUUGCUCUUAGCUCUGCCCCCCCGAUCAUCUGCAGGUGAUUCAGCUGGUCUUUGCCCAGGAAGCACCCCAGCCGGCAGAAGUGCCACAAGGCCCCAAAGCCUUCCCUGUGUGUGGCAUUUGCUGGCCCUUGGUCGGCACCAGCUAUCAGCACAAGGGACCUUAUCCGAUUUCAGAGUAUAACUUUGCCCAGAAUGUCUUUCCUACCACUGGCAAGUACCCCUACGGCCCUACCGUUCGAUCUUACGAAGGUCGGAAGCAAGAUGUUGCAGAGUUUGGUUCUGCAGUCUUUCAUGAGGAUGCUCAAUACACGGAGACCAUGACUGCUGAUGCCAACAUUGUCCAAGAGCUGAUCGCCAGAGCUGCAGACUUUCCUAAACUUUGGAACCGAGAUGUUGAAGUUGGUUUGCAGGACUUUACUGCAAAUGGGCUUUUCACCAGCAGUGAGAAGUCCGAGGAUUGGAAGACUGGCCACAGUCUUCUGCCUCGGGGCUUCAAUCAGAUCAAGGUGAAGGGUUUCGCACCGCAAAUCUUGGCGAAGACUCGUGCCUUUGUUGGGGAAUGGUCGAAAUUUGAAGCGGGCGAAUUGGUGGAAGAUGUGAACGAAUGGCUGACCGCCAUGACGGCAGAUGCAGUGGUGUCCUGUAGCAUGGGAAUGGACAUGUGCAACGUGGAACGCUUGGGCUCCAAGCAAGCGCCUCACAAGUUUGUGGAGACCUUCCGUUUUGGCUUGGGCGUAUCAAUCGGAAGCAUCACUGCACAGUCCGAGUACGGCCUCAAGCGCUUCUUGCCCUUCUUUGAUGCUGAAGGUCAGCUUCAGGAGAAGUACCAGGCCAGCAAGAAGGAGAUGCAGAGACAAGUAGAAGUCCUUGUGGAAGCUACCAGACGAGGUGAGCUGGGUGACAACUCCAUCAUUGCCACCAUGCUGAACGACACGAGUGCCGAUGGCAAGCGGGUUCGCUACAGUGCUCUUUAUGGACAUGUUGUGAAUUUGAUGAUCGCAGGUCAUGAAACCACUGCCGCCACCUUGGGCUUCACCUUGCAGCUGCUGGCUGAGCAUCCUGUCUAUGAAGAACGGGCCUUGGAGGAGGUGCGCCAGGUGUUGCAGGGUCGUACCGAGCCCGCUGUGGACGAUGUGCCCAAGUUGCAAUUCGUGGAACAAUGCUUCCGCGAAGCCCUGAGGCUUUACAGCCCAGUGACUUCCAUCACCAGAGAUGUGGCGCAUGAUACCUUGCUGGGAGGUCAUCGAGUUUAUCAAGGUGAGAGGAUCAACCUGGUGACUCGCGCUUUGCACACGAACCCUGAGUACUGGGGUGGUGAGUUUGGAGAUCCAAUGAGCUUCAACCCAGAUCGCUUCUCACCCGAGGCAGUGAGACAGCGACAUCCCAGCGCCUAUCAUCCUUGGGGUUUUGCCAGUCGUGCUUGCAUUGGUAGCCAGUUUGCUCUCUUCGAGGCUAAAACCUUCUUAGCGUCCAUCUUGAUCCACUUCAGGCUGCAAGGCAUUCCGGGAUACAGGUUGGUGGCCAGCUGCGAAGGCGGAGGGGCUGCACCUUCCGCUGAAAAGUUGGCCUUCCGUGUGUUUCCCAGGCCCGGUGGACCAUUGUGGGCUGAUGGUCUCAUGUUGCCAUUGGCUCUCCCAGUGGCAGAGGCCAAGGAGUCAAUGGAAGAGGAUCGCGCCAGCAUCAGUACCGUGAGCAGCUGAAUCCAUGGGGCCUCAUAAUUGAUGCAUGAUUCAUGAUUCUCACUGGUUCUCGGCAGCUUGGUUUGCCUUUUGUACAGAUCGGGAAUGGUCCCGUAGAUCCUGUCACAAGCUGGAAGUGUUCCAACCUU